This is a messenger RNA of Trachemys scripta elegans, 4009 nucleotides long. It is a transcript of the gene TBX20, whose product is annotated as T-box transcription factor 20. NCBI's taxonomy places the organism in Eukaryota, Metazoa, Chordata, Testudines, Emydidae. Gene Ontology annotation, molecular function: RNA polymerase II cis-regulatory region sequence-specific DNA binding; DNA-binding transcription factor activity, RNA polymerase II-specific. The transcript has 8 exons. Bases 435 to 1760 code for a protein of 441 amino acids. The record is from RefSeq and is a predicted model, not a curated record. Gene Ontology annotation, biological process: cell fate specification; vasculogenesis; regulation of transcription by RNA polymerase II. Gene Ontology annotation, cellular component: nucleus.
UGUGCGACUGAUCGCAGUGUCCACCCUUCUGCCCUCUGAGCCACUCCGGGCUCCGGCUCCCACCCGCAGAGAGCAGCCGCCGCAGCCUGAGCCAACUCGCUUCUCUCACACGCAGCGAGCCAUCUAACGCAGCGCCCGGGAGAUGAUGGUGACAGUUUAACCUAAUCCUGUCCGGGGCCUUAGAUCCGACCCCGCGGGCAUUGUGAAAUCCUAGGUAUUCUCCAUACACACAAAGUGUUGGGCCCCCGCAGUGUCUCCUUGCCUCCCCCAGUUCCCCAAACUCUCCUAAGUUUGAUUCCCGGGCCGAGUAGCUGGCCCUGCGUUCUCUUGGUUGGCUCCGCUGCUUAGUUUUGUAGGAUUUUUUUUUUUGGCUGGAAGCUGGGGAUCAAUUUAGGACCUUAUUGCUUGGUUUCUGUAGGAUUUACUCUGUGAUCAUGGAGUACACAGCAUCCCCCAAACCUCAGCUCUCCUCUAGAGCCAACGCGUUCUCCAUUGCUGCGCUCAUGUCAAGUGGAAGCUCGAAAGAAAAGGAAAGUGCAGAGAGCACCAUCAAACCUCUGGAACAAUUUGUUGAAAAAUCCUCCUGCGCACAGCCCCUGAGUGACUUGUCCAGCCUGGAUCCCCACGGGGAGUUCAGCGCCAGCCCUUCCGCCCUCUGCACCGAGCCCCUCAUCCCCACCACCCCCAUCAUCCCCAGCGAGGAAAUGGCCAAGAUCUCCUGCAGCCUGGAGACCAAAGAACUGUGGGACAAGUUCCACGAGCUGGGCACCGAGAUGAUCAUCACCAAGUCUGGCAGGAGAAUGUUUCCUACUAUUAGGGUUUCCUUUUCGGGAGUGGAUCCUGAGGCCAGGUACAUCGUGCUAAUGGAUAUAGUCCCAGUGGACAAUAAGAGAUAUAGAUACGCUUACCACAGAUCUUCCUGGUUGGUAGCUGGAAAAGCUGACCCUCCGCUUCCUGCAAGGUUGUAUGUGCACCCUGAUUCUCCAUUUACAGGGGAACAAUUAUUAAAGCAGAUGGUGUCCUUUGAAAAAGUGAAACUGACGAACAAUGAACUGGAUCAACAUGGGCAUAUCAUUUUGAACUCCAUGCACAAGUACCAGCCCAGGGUGCACAUCAUUAAGAAGAAAGACCACACUGCCUCCUUGCUAAACCUGAAAUCUGAAGAGUUCAGGACGUUUAUCUUUCCAGAGACAGUUUUUACAGCAGUCACUGCCUACCAGAAUCAGUUGAUAACCAAGCUGAAAAUUGACAGCAACCCUUUUGCUAAAGGAUUUCGGGACUCUUCCAGACUCACUGAUAUCGAGAGAGAGAGUGUGGAGAGCCUUAUUCAAAAGCAUUCCUAUGCACGUUCCCCCAUCAGAACCUAUGGAGGAGAAGAUGAUGUUCUGGGAGAUGAGAGCCAGGCAACACAAAGCAGAGGAUCAGCUUUUACAACAUCCGAUAACUUAUCCCUCAGCUCCUGGGUAUCCUCUUCAACCAGUUUUCCUGGAUUUCAGCACCCACAGUCCUUGACUGCCCUUGGUACCAGCACUGCAUCCAUAGCUACACCCAUCCCUCAUCCAAUCCAAGGAUCUCUGCCUCCAUACAGCCGCCUGGGAAUGCCUCUUACACCUUCUGCCAUAGCCAGCUCAAUGCAAGGUAGUGGCCCAACAUUCCCAUCAUUCCACAUGCCCAGAUACCACCAUUACUUUCAGCAGGGGCCUUAUGCAGCUAUUCAAGGACUGCGUCAUUCCUCUGCAGUGAUGACACCAUUUGUAUGACUGACAUAAGACAAGGGAAAUCAAGAUUUUUAAAUGUGCAAAUUUGGUAUGAAAAUACAGGGGACCUUCCCAAAAGACCUAUGGAGAAAGAGCUGAACUCAUAACAGACCAGCUAACAUAAUGCAUUGUGGAUACAGAUUCCUCCAUCAAGGGGUCACAGCAAGAGAAUGAAGCUUGGAGUUGCAAAAGGAUCUGUGUGCUACAGCCAAAAGUUCACAGGACUUUUAGCCAAGUGCAGGUUGAUCCGAAGGUGCAUUAUGCCUAGCGGAGUAAGAAGGUGCGUUUACGCAGCAAUGUACAAAUUAAUUGUGUAUAGUUUUUUCCACAUGCUAAAAGAAUCCUGAAAGAGGCAAUACUCUUACUUGACUCCAUCCUUCCUUCUGAGAGCCAAUAUGGGAAGAUUUAUUGCUAUAGCUUUGAGCAUGUUUAGGCUAUCUCAGCAUUAGUUUGCUGGGAGAAAAGGAGGGGGAAAGAUUGUCCUUCUGGCUUAUCUUCAAUAAGAACCGUUUCUUAGUUCUAAAGGGGAAAUACCAAGAAAAUAUGAUCACAAAACAAGUCUUGAAUUCUUUAUUUUCUUUGAGUUCACGAAGUUAUCAGUUCAGAAAAAAAGACUGUUUGAGAACUAUAUAAAAUGUUAUAUUCUGUACUUUGUCUAAAAAUAAGCUCCUCACAUAUCCCAGAAGGGCGCAAUUUAAGCAUCUGUCAGGAGUGAUGGAAGGAAAAAUUUAUUCUGAAGGAUCUGUUACUUUUAAUCUGAAAAUGAAAGAUCUCAAAUCUUCACCCUGAAUCAUUUAUCUGCCACUGAUACUAAAGGACCCCUCUCUCCAGAUGUGCACUUGUAUGAGAUAAAGAAACAGAGCCAAAUUCUUUUACUAUAAAGGUCUGCCCAUCCAACUUGCAAAUGUCAGUGGAUCCUGGUGCAUGACCAGCACAUAAGAAUUUACUAGCUUCUCCUCUGAUUUUCAUGGUGAUGAGUAAUAUUGCCAGCUAUGCUGUCCUGCCAGGCAGACCAGAGCCAAAUUCUGUGUUUAUAUAUGUCACAGUUUGAUCAGUGGAAUGGCCUGGGGGUAUAAAUCAGCAUGUAAUUUGGCCCACAAUAUUUUACUCAUAUCUAUCUUUUAAUAGGUUUCUAAUUAAACAUGGUUGUGUAAACAAUAGGUCUGAUUCUGGCUGCAAUCCAGACUUUCUAGUUAUUUUUUUGUCUGUAAUAUAAUAAUGUAAUUAAAAUAAUGGGUCAGAUUUGCUUCUGUGCAGAGAUCCAACUUGAGGCCUGUGCACCACUGAAGUCUUAAGAGGUGUUGAUGUCUUGUGCUGGCUCUCUGUACAGGGUGAAUUUCAACAUCUGUGAAGAAUAAACAACAUUCAGAUGAAAGAGCAGGGUCCAAUCAGCUCAGCCAAUGUAUAGUUUCUGUAUAUAGGUAAGAAAUACCAUAUGCUUAUUGACCCCAGUUCUUACACCCUAGUCACGAGUUCUAUAAGGAGAACUUACAAGGGGCUGUAGGGGCUGAUCAGAAGUAAGGGUUAGAGUGGAAGGCCAAUCUUCGUCGCAUUAUUCUGUUUUAUACCUGACCAAUGUGUGUUACAACACUAUAUGCAAUAGAGAUUGCAGCAUUUUAUGCUAUAUGCCAUACAUCUGGGUGAAUGGAAAGGCAUGUCACAUGACAGUCUCUUGGCUGUCGCCCACUGACUUGCCUCUUGCUGUCCUGCCACAAAAUGCUGUAACAGCAUCUCACACUUUGCCUAAUUCUUACGCUAUGUUCCAUUGCAGCUGAGUAAAACAAAGGAUGAUAUUUGUCUGACAGAUGAGACCUGUACUGAUAAAUCAAGAACAGCUGGUUGCCUUUAAAAUCUUGCCAAUUUUUCCCUUGAACAAAUAGGUACCAUUACCUCAGUAAUUGAAGUUUUAUUUUGCCUUCACCCAACUUUGCAUAGGGAAUGCUGCAAAGACUGGUGUAAAAUUAUCUGAGGCAAAUGAGUUUGUUUUGUGUUUUUUUGUUUGUUUGUUUGUUUUUUGUUUGAAUGGGUGAACAUGAUAAUCCAUUCAUGAUUUCUGGACUCAGAGGCCCUCUGGGAAAUGUCACAAAUCAAUAUAUUGGGCCAAGCCUUCGGUCUGCUUGCAUGGGCAGUAAAUAGAUGUUGAAUUUGGCCAGCUGUACCUACAUACUGGAGUUUGCUCUCGGCUGUCAGACUUAGCUGCAAGUUAUUUGUACUGAAGACCCACUUUUGGCUAAUCAUGCCCUGUUUUGAUA